ACCACUUGCAUCUCCUUUAAAAGAAAUCACAGUAGAAAGAGAAAGGUAGAGAGAGAAGGGGGCCAUGGCCGAUUUUUCUAGAGCUUUUCUUAAAUUGUCAGAGAACAAUAAAGAGCUUUAAUCUUAGCUGUUCUUCUUGUCCAGUAAUGGCCGAGAGCCCAUAAUACUUUGUCUCCAUCUUCCGCUUUAAAUCCACCUCUCUUUCAACCCUCAGAAUUUUCAGAUAGCGAAAAGGCAGGCAGGCAGGCAGGCAGGAACAGAGAGAGAGCUGAAAUCGUGCUGCAAGAUUCUGUUCGGUUUUUUAUUUCUUUCUGUUGAAGAAAGAAUCAUGAAGAUCCGUUGCGAUGUUUGUGAUCAGGCUGAGGCUUCUGUUUUUUGUUAUGCUGAUGAAGCUGCUCUUUGCCAUGGCUGUGAUCUCCAUGUUCACCGCGCCAACAAGCUCGCUGGAAAGCACUCACGAUUCUCGUUAAUUCAGCCGAUCAAAAAGGAUUCUCCUCGUUGCGAUAUCUGUCAGGAACGUCGCGCGCUCGUUUUCUGUCAACAAGAUAGGGCAAUAAUUUGCAGAGAAUGCGACAUUUCGAUUCACGAAACGAACGAACAUACGCAGAAGCACAGCCGAUUUCUUCUCACAGGUGUGAAGCUUUCUUCGACUUGUUUUUCGUCCCAAACAUCUUCGUCCUCCCAUGGCUGCGAUGCGGCGAUGGAUGUUAAAACUGGAAGCUCUCACGCUUGCAGCAAGAAGCCUAAAAUAGCCGUGAAGGCAAUCAGCUCUCAUUCCGCUGAAAAAGCUGCUCCAUCGACAAGUAAUUACAAGGUCGAAGACGGCCAAGCAAGCGACGGCGGUUCCUUCUCGACGAGCAGCAUAUCGGAAUAUUUGGAGACAUUGCCGGAAUGGUGCUUGGAGGAAUUUCUCGAUCCUUCCGCCGUUGCCAAUCACUUCUGUAAGCUUAAUGCAAUUUGCGAAUCAGAAUCUGGAGAGCCAGCAAGAAUCGUUAGGCACAAUCAGACUUGGCAACACCUCGAAAUUUGUAGGUAAAAUUUCUCAAACUACAUCUUGGAAUGGAGCUAAAAUCUCCAUGACAACUUGUAAAGAUGAAAAAAUGGCACGGUUGCUGAUCAGAUCAUCAGCAGCUUCGGAUCUGAAACAAAUCUGGUAAAUUUUUAACUGGUUAUGAUGAGAUUGGAAUCGAAAUCAAUUUGUUUGUUUGGUUUGA
Messenger RNA from Cucurbita pepo subsp. pepo (vegetable marrow), 1214 nucleotides. RefSeq names its product B-box zinc finger protein 20. Gene Ontology annotation, cellular component: nucleus. Gene Ontology annotation, biological process: regulation of DNA-templated transcription; photomorphogenesis. The record is from RefSeq and is a predicted model, not a curated record. Gene Ontology annotation, molecular function: zinc ion binding. Lineage: Eukaryota; Viridiplantae; Streptophyta; Magnoliopsida; Cucurbitales; Cucurbitaceae.